Phragmites australis (common reed) is the source of this 1284-nucleotide messenger RNA. RefSeq names its product protein FAR1-RELATED SEQUENCE 5-like. Gene Ontology annotation, biological process: regulation of DNA-templated transcription. The transcript has 4 exons. NCBI's taxonomy places the organism in Eukaryota, Viridiplantae, Streptophyta, Magnoliopsida, Poales, Poaceae. Bases 1 to 1284 code for a protein of 427 amino acids. The record is from RefSeq and is a predicted model, not a curated record.
AUGAAGUAUGGUGAAGCCGGAAGCUUGUUGAAUUACUUUCACAAUAAGGUUGUCGAGAAUCCUUCAUUUCAAUAUGCUUUGCAGCUAGACAGUGAAGAACAAAUAACAAAUAUUUUUUGGGUUGAUGCAAAAAUGUUGAUUGAUUAUGCUCACUUUGGUGAUGUUGUCACUUUUGACACCACAUUUGGAACUAAUCAGGACAUUCGUCCAUUCGGUGUGUUUGUUGGCUUCAACCACUUCAGAGAAACCGUGAUUUUUGGGGUUGCUCUGAUGUAUGAUGAGUCAGUUGACUCCUUCAAGUGGCUAUUUGAAACUUUUCUUUCAACUCAUAAUCAAAAGAAGCCAAGAACUAUUUACACUGAUCAAGAUGUUGCAAUGGGAAAGGCUAUUACAGAUGUGUUACCAGAAACAUGGCAUGGAUUAUGCACUUGGCAUAUAAUGCAGAAUGCAAUUAAGCAUUUGAACUGUCACAUGGUUGAAGGUUCAAAUGUUCUUGGUGAUUUUAGUGCUUGCAUGUAUGAAUACGAGGACAUAGUAAAAUUUGAAGAUGUAUUUUCCAAGAUGAGAGCUAAGGUACAUAAGCAAACUUGGCUUGAUAGUAUCUAUAAGGUAAAGGAAAAGUGGGCUGAAUGUUACAUGAAGGAUGUGUACACGUUAUGUAUGAGAAGUACCCAAUUAAGCGAGAGUCUAAAUAGUGACAUGAAGGAGUACUUAAACUCGGAACUGAACAUUCUUCGCUUCUUUAGUCAUUUUGAGAGGGCUGUCCAAGCAAAAAGAGAUAAAGAGAUCACUUUAGAGUACGAUUCAAGGGAAAAGUUGCCGCGCAUUCAGAUGAGAACUCCAAUGCUACUGCAAGCAAGCAACAUUUACACGCCGCAGAUAUUUGAAGCCUUUCAAAGUGAAUAUGAAAGAUUUAUGGCAGCCUAUACAAGACCAUCAUCUGAAGGCAAUGCAUACAUUGUUGGAAUUGGAGUUCUUGAUGAAGAAUCUACACUCGAGGAGGAGCAUGUGUUACCUGAACACUACAUUAUGAAGCGAUGGACAACUAUUCAUGAUGCAUUUGGGAGAAAUGUUUUAGUAGAUCCAAAGGGUGCAAUGGUGACUAGAGUAGCACAGCCUCAAACAAUAGUUGAGAAAUGCUUUAGAACUGACCAAGAUCAGAUCGAAGGUUCUGAAUUCAUUGGAAGUUACACUCAACUACUGAUGGGUCACUCUGGUGGUCACAAAUUGAACUCUGAAGGUUUAUUUGGCACUGCUUGGACUAUGGAUGAUUAUACAGUCUGA